Messenger RNA from Malus domestica (apple), 378 nucleotides. The record is from RefSeq and is a predicted model, not a curated record. Lineage: Eukaryota; Viridiplantae; Streptophyta; Magnoliopsida; Rosales; Rosaceae.
AUGGCUAGGAGCAGCAAGAACAUUGUUUCUGUAUCUGCUAGUCAUGCAGAUUUACUGCUUCCAGAUGCUUGUGGUCUUUUCCUUUUCUGCAUGAUCUUAAUGUCCUUCUCUGUAAUAUCAGUUGUCAUAUUUUCUUGCGGUAAGUCGUCUAGCAAGAAGAGGAAGAAUACGCAUCAUGGGGACGGAGGAGAUGGCGGUGGGGAUGAUGGUGGAGGCGACCAUGGGGGCGGAGGAGAUGGCCAUGGGGGCCAUGGUGGAGGUCACCAUGGGGGCGGAGGAGAUGGCCAUGGGGGGCAUGGUGGAGGCGACCAUGGGGGUCAUGGUGGAGGCGACCAUGGGGGCGGGGGUGGAGGUUGUGGCUCGAGUACUACAUGGUAA